This is a messenger RNA of Arabidopsis arenosa, 883 nucleotides long. The record is from the annotation of a GenBank genome assembly. Lineage: Eukaryota; Viridiplantae; Streptophyta; Magnoliopsida; Brassicales; Brassicaceae.
CUCUUAGUGGUAAGGCUUAGUGUUCUCCUUUGGUUUAGCAAUAGCAACUGCCCUCCUUUGUCAACUAGGUAAGCAAGUUCAGAGACAGCGGGAUCUCCCGAACAAUUCUCCUACUUAGUGGUUAGCCCUUUCUCUCUUACUGAUUGAGAAGUCCAGUAUGUCUUGACAUGGAGAAGACGAGGAAGGACAGAUCAGCAGGACUCCCGACCCAUAGUAGAGCUAAAGCAGCCGUAGCAGUGAAGUCUAUAGAGACUCCUGGUCCUGGUAAAGUAGCCGGAGCCUCGGUCUAUUCAUCUUCCACUUCAAAGCAGCGAGGCCCUAAGGAAGCAAAGCGGAGGAGAGAGGCAUAUGAAACACAGAAUAUGAGAGGGUAUUCGGUGAGUCAGAGCCCCAUUCCUGCUGCUUCUGCAGAUAGGGAAGACAUAAGCCGUUUCCUUGUUCCGGAAUCUGAGUCCUCUUCACCUAAUACAAUUUCCUUGUUCAAUCGAUGUCCGUCGAUACAUCUCUCGCUAUGGCAAGGAAGAUCAAUGGGAUGCUGUUCAACUGAGAGAAGAGAUGCUCCUGAUAGAUGGGAUCCUGUUCCUACCAAACUGAUAGAAGGCUCUGCUAAUCCUACCAAACUAAAGAAGGAAUGGAGGACUAAAGAAAAUGGCAGAAGGUCUGCUGUUCCGAAGGGAUGCUAUUCCGCUGAUAGAAGGGAAGUCAACUCGGGGAUUCGGAUGUUGAGAUGCCAGAGGAGUGAUGGAAUAUCCAGCUGCCAGGAUAGAGGAAUGAUGUGAAUGAGAUGCCUGAUAGAGGAGUUCAGUGUAUUCGGAUGUUGAGAUGCGAAUCUCCAGUAGAAAGGCUAGCGGAUGUUGCUAACGUAUAAAGGCUAGCGUGUGCU